Molecule: messenger RNA, 2170 nt
Organism: Cetraspora pellucida
Lineage: Eukaryota; Fungi; Glomeromycota; Glomeromycetes; Diversisporales; Gigasporaceae
Source: the annotation of a GenBank genome assembly
GGGUAGAAAUAAAGAAAACAAAAAACAAAGAACUAGAAUAAAUGAUACAAUAAUAACAGGUCAAGAAUACGAUAAAACCAUGACUCAGAUAAAUUAUAUUGCUAACUCUCAAUAUGCGAAAGAGGCGUCGAACUAUAUCAAGAUUUUAAAUGAAUUGCGUCGUAUUGGUGCCCAAUUAGCCGUAAAUCUUCCUACAAUCGUUUUUUGUGGAAACCAAUCUGCGGGUAAAAGCAGUUUACUUGAAGCGAUUUCAGGCGUUAAGUUACCUAGGUCUGAUGGAACUUGCACUCGCUGUGUGAUGGAACUGAGAUUAUCCGAAGUUCCGAAAAUAUGGUCAUGUCAAGUUUCUCUUCGCAAAGAAUAUGAUGAACAUGAAAACCGUCUUUCUAAUCCAAUUGAAACUAAAUUUGGUAGCUCGAUUGAUGAUCCAGAUAAAGUUGAAUUAAUGGCACGUCGUGCUCAAAAGGCAUUAUUAAAUCCUUUGAAACAAAGCGAUGAAUAUAUUGAUUGGGAUUUUAAAGACCAAACUUAUGAAGAUGAUUCUCAAUUAAACGGUCUUAAGUUUACUAAAAAUGUUGUAUGCAUGGAAAUUAAGGGCCCUAAUGUUCCAAACUUAAGCUUAAUUGAUUUACCGGGAAUAAUUCGACAUACCGAAAAAGCCGAAGAUAGGAGGUUUAUCCCAUUGACUGAAGAACUCGUAAAAGAAUAUAUUAAAAAUGAAAAAUCUAUUAUAAUCGCAACAAUUUCAUGUAAAGACGAAAUAGACAACCAAGCAAUAGUAACUCUUGCAAAAGAAGCUGAUCCUUUAGGAGUUCGAACUCUAGGCGUUCUUACAAAACCUGAUAUGAUUGAAGAAGGAACACAUCAUUCUUGGUUAAAAAUUAUGAGAGGUGAAGCAAAUCCUCUGGAACUUGGGUAUUAUGUCGUAAAGAAUCCAACUAAAGUGCAACGUAUGGAUAAUAUUCGAUUCGAAGAUGCUAGAUUAGCUGAAAUCGAGUUUUUUGAAACAGAAGAUCCAUGGACUAGUUUUCAUUUACAAGAAAGGAUCGGUGUUAAAAAUUUGCAAAAUAAAUUAUCUGAAUUAUUAAUUAAAGCUAUUAAAAGAGGUCUUCCAGAUAUCAGAAAGGAAGUAGAAGAAAAAUUAGAUGAGGCAUGCAAGGAUUUAGAAAAACUUCCAUUGCAACUUUCUGAUAAUCCAAGAAUUGACUUAUUUCGCCUGAUAAAAAAUUGUACCACGAUUAUCAAAGAAAAAACUAUUUGCUCAAAUAAUCAAAUUGAAUUGUGGAAAUCACUCAAUGAUCAAUUUGCAUUAUUCAAAGUAGAAUUUUAUGCUUUACGUCCAAUUUUUUCAAUUAACUCUAGUAAUAAUUAUAUCGGAAAAAAGCCUUCAGGUAUAAUUGAUAUACUUGAAGAUUUCAUUGAAGAUUGUCCCACAAAUAAAAGAGAUAUAAGUACGGAUCAAUUGCAACAACUAACGGAAACCCAAGUCACCGAAAUAAUUAAAAAUUCGCGUGGAAGAUUACUCCCCGGGUUCGUCCCUUAUUCGGCCGCGCAGACCAUUAUCCAAGGACAUCAAAAACAAUGGCAAAAACCUGCCAUAAAUUGUUUAAACGCUGUUUAUGAGAUUAUGAUAAAAGUGGUAAAUGAAACUAUAGAAAGUACCUUUUCAAGAUUUCCUGGCUUAGUUGGACGCAUGGGAUAUAAGGCACAAGCUUGGUUGGAGGAAUGUAAAAAACGGACAACAGAUCAUAUUAGUUUCACCUACAAAAUGGAGCAAACCACUUACCCAUUCACACUCGAUAAGCAAAUGAUGACAAAUUUAAAAACGGAAUACCUAAAAUCUCUUCAUGAAGCAGUGAAAUUUGAAAGUAAAAAUCCUACAGAAACUUUAGAAGUCGUGGCAAUAGUUUUAGCAUACUUAAAAAUUGCGAUCAAACGUUAUGUUGAUGUUGUCUCUAUGACAAUAAUUCACACUUUUAUUGAUGAAUUUAGUGAUCACAUUGAAGAAAAACUAAUGGAAAUUUUUAUUCAUGAUAAAGAUGGAUCAAUUGAUGAAUUAAUUAAAGAAGAUGAUGGUAUAAAGUAUCAAAGAGAAAGAUUGUUAGGUCGCGAAAAGCUUUUAAGAGAGGUGUUGGAUAAACUUGUUAACUUUGGUAUUCAUUAUAAAUAA